This is a messenger RNA of Temnothorax curvispinosus, 4101 nucleotides long. RefSeq names its product leukocyte receptor cluster member 8 homolog. The coding region runs from base 1 to 2523 and encodes 840 amino acids. The record is from RefSeq and is a predicted model, not a curated record. Lineage: Eukaryota; Metazoa; Arthropoda; Insecta; Hymenoptera; Formicidae. The transcript has 6 exons. Gene Ontology annotation, cellular component: nucleus.
AUGUCAGAAGGCGAGGCGUUGUCGCAGAAGAAGCAGCAACAGCAGCAGCCGUUUCAUCCGCAGCAACAGCAGCAGCAGCAGCAACCGCCGAUCGGAGCGGGUCCGAUGGCGAAUAUGGCGUGGCAGUACCCGCCGAACAAUAUGCACAAUAUGUUCCCACCGUACCCAGGCCAAAUGUACGGCCAAGGAUACGGCCAAGGUGUGCCGCAUCAAGGACAGAUGUUUAACUAUUAUCACAUGAUGCCAGGAUACGGUCAGACUUUUAAUCCUCAACAGAUGCAACAGCAUCAACAGCAUCAACAGCACCAACAGCAGCAGCAGCAGCAACAACAGCAGCAGCAACAGCAGCAGCAGCCGCAGCAACAACAGCAGCAGCAGGGAAAUAAUCAGACAAAGCAGCAGUUACAUCAACAACCUCCUAUACCUGGUACUCCAAUGCCUCUGGAUGACGAAUCUGAUCUUCCACCAUUGCCGCCAGGUCCACCACCAGCAGUUCAACCUAAUCAACAACAUAACAAUCAUGUACAGCAACAGUCGAUGGCUUAUUCAGGAUUGAUGUACAAUUCAUUCCCCUAUAACUGGAAUGGAAUGCAUAAUGAAACUUCUCAAUAUAAUGGUCAGAAUACAAUCCGUUUCAACUUACCUAACAAGAAAACGGGUCUCGGAUACACGCCAUCCGGCAAUAGCGGCGCCGCGAAGAAAAAGCGUAAGCGGAACAAAAAUUUAGCAGCUCAAUUCAACAAUAGCUUUCAGGGAAAUGCUCCGACUACCGGGCCCUUCAUGCCGAAUGGACCUAACGCAAAGUCCGCGGAACUACCACCGCUACCUCCCGCGCAAUCCGAAGUGGCGGCCCCUCCGCCGCCAAGCGAGGAGCCUCCUAAUCCUGUCGUGCCGGUCACCACGGCUGUCAGCAACGCGGCUACCAGUACCGGUACUGUUCCCACCAUUGCCCACAGCCCAGUCGGAGACUGGCCCGACAGUUUGAAGAAUUAUGUGAACCGAUGCUACGAGAAGUGUAAGACGGCGGUCGAUAAGGAUCAGGUUGAGAUUAUAUUGAAGGGCAAAAUCACCCGCGCCGCGAACGACGGCUCGCUCUGGGUGAAGGACUGGGAUAAGGAACCUCUGCCCAGCAUCCACAGCGAACGUAUGACCAUGACGAUCAAGCCUUCGAAGCCGGCGUUAAAGCUGGCGAAUCCUCUGGCGAGCCCACUGGUCAAUGCACAGGGAGGCCUGCGCAAGCCCGGCCUUUCCAGCUCACUCGGGGCUCGGCUUGGCGCGCGUCUCUCUGUGACACACAGCAGGCGGUCGAGGACGAGGUCGAGGUCGAGGUCUAGAUCGAGGUCAAGAUCCAGAUCCAAAUCGAGGUCGCGAUCCCGUUCGCGGUCGCGGUCGCGCUCACGCUCGAGGUCGAGGUCGACGCGUUCGCGUACGCGUAGCCCGCCGUCGCGCAGGUACAACAGGCGCAGCACGUCCUCGUCGUCGAACAUUAGCGAUCGGGAGCACGAUUACAAGGCGCCCAAAGUGAAAAAAUCCGCGCGCAACAACAAGGCGAAUCACGGCAACAAGAAGUCCAAGAAGAAUAAGCAGGCUAAAUCGCAUUUCUAUUCCGAGUUUGGUUUAGCUACAGGCAACGCGGACGAGCUGGGAACCAAGGAGAAGCUGCAGCAGCGCGCCGCCAGAUUCAACGGCGGCAUUUCCAGGACGGUCGUCAGCAGCGUCAUUAUCAGAGAUGACCCGAACACGGAUUUCGACUUUACCGGGCUCCACAUCGUCGGCACGUGCAAGGAUCUAGAGAAGCCUUACUUGCGUCUCACGUCGGCUCCUGCCCCUUCUGCAGUUCGACCGGUAAGUGUACUUCAAAAUUCUUUGGCUCAUGUCAAGAAACGUUGGCUGGCCGAUCAGGACUACAGAUAUGCUUGCGACCAAUUAAAAUCCAUCCGGCAAGAUCUUACCGUGCAAGGUAUCAGGGACGCGUUUACAGUUCAUGUAUACGAAACCCACGCCCGUGUAGCUUUAGAACGCGGUGAUCACGAGGAAUUCAAUCAGUGUCAGACACAGCUGAAAAUGCUAUAUCAGGAUCUCGAUGGUGAGAAUCGAUGCGAAUUCAUUGCGUAUCGGAUUCUCUAUUAUAUCUUCACGAAAAAUACUCAAGAUUUAACGACAAUUUUAGCGGCACUUUCGACAGAAGAUAAAAACGACGAGUGCAUACAGCAUGCGUUGAAAAUACGAUCGGCUUGGUGGUUGGGUAACUUCCAUGCUUUUUUCAAACUGUAUAGGACGGCGCCGCGUAUGUCCGCCUUCUUGAUGGACUGGUUUGUCGCGAGAGAGCGAAAGAAGGCGUUGAAAUUCAUGAUAAAGUCCUACCGGCAAAAUUUGGCGGUUCAUUUCGUCGUAGCGGAAUUGGCCUUUGAGUCUUUGGACAAGUUUAAUGAAUUUGUCAGCGAGUUCGGCUUGGUUUACGCUGAUCUCGCUCGACAGCAAAUCGACUGCAAGGCAAGCAGUGGUAGUCUAGGUGGUUGGUAGAAGGCAACGUUACUCUACUGUCCUACCUUUACCCCUUGUGGCGGCAGAUAUUUUUACAUGCGAGAAAGAAGGGCCACACACACACAUACACGCAUAUAUAUACACAUACAUAUACACACGCGUACAUGCAUAAAUCUCAUGUGUGUCGUACUACGUGUAUAUGCAUAUGUUUCCGGCAUAUGUGCGCUUGUGUGACUCAUAUGCAUAUAUACAUAUUCAGAUAGAUAUUUCCAUUCCGCUGGGGUUACGCAUAUUUCCGUAAAUUUCCCUCGCUCUCGGAAGCCCCCGUGUGUGCUGGCUCUACCUCUCGCAAAACGAUCUUCAGAUCAUCAUCCCACGGCGGUGACGCACAGUUUUAUCCACCGUCGGGUGCAAAAUCGAAAGCUUGGGACUUCGACUACAGCUUCGACUGUGAAUUUGUACAUACACGCUCCCUCGUUCGGUUCCCCCGCGCGCAAUUGUACAUAAUCGCAAGAGGACGUAUAUGCGGGAAUCUCUGGAAAUUAUACAAAAAUCCGGACGGAUGGUCGUUUCCGUUCAUUCGGCGCUACCUCACUAAACAAAAAAUUAGAUGAGAAAAAAGCUCGUUAUAUAUCAUCGAGGAUCAUAUUCACAACGCAAACGGUACAAUCUGUGGUCUUCGUGCAAUAGAAAAAAAAGCUCAUCUUUCGUUAGUUCUCAACUCGGGACGAUUCGUCGACCAGACGACCGCUCUCUCCUUUUCAAUCGUUCGUAGCGUGACGCGCAUGAACGCUUCACUGCCACGGUGCUCGAUCGAUUUUCCAAGUGUUCCUUUAAGUAUUACUACACGAAAAACAACCCGUAGCUGCCCCAGCCGAGCCGCAACGCAAGCUUCUCUCGCUUCGAGGGGAGGAGUUCUUCGAAGAGAACGCGGAUAAAGGAUUUCGUUUCACGAAUUCGGAGACAUGAGUCGCGUUUGAGAGGACACUGGCGGUGACUGUACGUUAUGCCGCUUGUACUCGAGAGACUAUCUUCUCGGUCAAUGAUGAACAGAGCGUUCCUGGUCGCGACAAAGGGUCAUUUCCCGGACAAGCCCGGGAGAAAAGCCGGGGUAGAUCAGGCGGAGGGAAGAAGGAAGAAGAAGUGGCAGGAUCGUUUUUCUCCGGGAACAUCGUUACUCGUGGAUGAACCACAUCCGAAGACGUCUGGGUUUGGGGACGAAGACAGAAGACCGAAGAUCAAGGGGGAAAGGAUCAUCUUCACUGCAUACCUUGCGCGACGAGUGGGCGCAUCACCAUCGGUUCUCUUCUCAUCGUGUGCCGAGUGAUCCUUGUAAUUUAAUUUUAAUAAGUGUCUAUGCGCCGCGCGCGACGCGACGAUGCUCCUCUCGACGUUAGAGUCCCCCUUUCCCCCCUAUUUCUCGUUGGAUUCCCUAGGUGGUCGAGGUCCUCCCGUUUUCUCUCGCAUUCGCGCACGUACGUUCGUUCACUUGCUCGCUCGCGCGCGCGCAUGGAAUGUGCAUCAGCCGCAUUACACGGAUUCGGAGAGGGAAAAUGAUUUCAUUGUACCAUACUUGAUCCGAAUACGAUGUUGUGCAUAAUAAAUUAUUUAAUUUUC